Pipistrellus nathusii (Nathusius's pipistrelle) is the source of this 405-nucleotide messenger RNA. The record is from the annotation of a GenBank genome assembly. Lineage: Eukaryota; Metazoa; Chordata; Mammalia; Chiroptera; Vespertilionidae.
AUGGGAGAAAAAGGGAAAAGACAGCAAAAGCUUCAGAAAGUUCCACAGAUUCCCUGCAUUCGAGUCCCUCCCUCUUCCUAUGACACUUCAUUAAUGAAGGACCUGACUCCAGGGCAGCAGCGUUACUUUUACAGCAUCAUGAAGAUUUACAACUCCAGGCCCCAGUGGGAGGCCCUGCAGACCCGCUAUAUUCACAGCCUUCAGCACAAGCAGCUGCUUGGUUAUAUAAGUCAAAAGGAGGCCUUGGCUUGUGCUGCUGUACUUAGAGAUUCAACCAAGAAAGCCUCGGCCAAGGAAGCUCCUCAUAGAACCAUCUCCAGAAGGGCUUCAGUCAUGACAAGAACAUGGUUGUCAACACUCCCUGUGUCUGUGGUUCCACCCAGGACCAAAAGUGCAGGGCUCUGA